Messenger RNA from Boleophthalmus pectinirostris (great blue-spotted mudskipper), 4258 nucleotides. RefSeq names its product GLI family zinc finger 1 (gene gli1). The record is from RefSeq and is a predicted model, not a curated record. NCBI's taxonomy places the organism in Eukaryota, Metazoa, Chordata, Actinopteri, Gobiiformes, Gobiidae. Gene Ontology annotation, cellular component: nucleus. Gene Ontology annotation, biological process: regulation of transcription by RNA polymerase II; smoothened signaling pathway. Gene Ontology annotation, molecular function: DNA-binding transcription factor activity, RNA polymerase II-specific; RNA polymerase II cis-regulatory region sequence-specific DNA binding.
AAGAAAGUUUAAUGCACAACAUCACUGCAUGAAGCUAAGGUCUGGGGUGACUGUGAGGGGUGUGCCAGUCUCGGGGUUCUGAUGCCAGUGGACAUGCAGCCACACCAGGGGCUGUAUCAGUACGAGAGCUCAGCCAACCAGCCCACCAGAGGUCUAGUCCCACCGGAUCAGUACUCUGAAGUGUCGCCGAUGCGUGCUCCACCCCAGAACGGCCUGCCCCAAGACUGUCGCACUAUGUACAACCCCAUGACACCCAGUAUGACGCAUGGCUCAGCACCAGGACAAGGAUUUGGUCACUGUAUAGAUCCAUACAUGAGACCCCCUCAAGCCCCACCUCCUCAUAAUAUGAUGGGACACCGGGGGAUGCCACCACCAGAGGGUGGCAAUAGCACCCCCUAUUGUAACCAAAAUAACAUGAUGUCCUCCCAUCACAACUUCUGUCAGCUCCCUCCUGGCUCUGACCCUAACGGUGGAGAUGGGUCACGGUACUCCACACCUCGCUCUAUGUUGAAGCUGAGCAAGAAGAGAGCCCUGUCCAUCUCUCCUCUGUCUGAUGCCAGUGUAGAUCUACAGACUGUGAUCCGAACCUCACCCAACUCUCUGGUGGCCUUCGUCAACUCACGCUGUAACGCUAAUGGAUCCAGUUCCUAUGGCCAUCUUUCUGUGAGCGCCAUGAGUCCAUCCCUCAACUACAACAACAACAUGAACUGCCAGUCUCGUCAGCAUAGCUCCCUGUACGGAGGAGGUGGUUUGACUCCUUUGGGUGGGCACACUCCAGGGCCCUGUCAAGCUUCCCGUUUACCACCCCACAAUCCCCGGCUGCACGCUCCCCCCAAGCACGGACAUCUAAAGACUGAGCCAGGCCUGGGAGGCGGGAUGGAGGGCAUCAAUGUGAAGAGUUUGGAGGAGAGGUCAGAUGGAGAUGUGGCCAGUCCCUCCUCCACUGGUACUCAGGACCCUCUUCUUGGUCUGCUGGAUGGUCGAGAUGAUUUGGACAAAGAGGAUGGGAAGCCUGAACCUGAGGCAAUCUAUGAAACUAACUGUCGCUGGGAAAGUUGCAACAAGGAGUUUGACACCCAGGACCAGCUUGUCCAUCAUAUCAACAAUGAGCACAUCCACGGAGAGAAGAAGGAGUUUGUGUGUCACUGGCAGGAGUGUUCCCGGGAGCAGAGGCCGUUCAAGUACAUGUUGGUGGUUCACAUGCGCCGGCACACGGGAGAGAAGCCCCAUAAGUGCACUUUUGAGGGAUGCAACAAGGCGUACUCUCGUUUGGAAAACCUGAAGACACACUUGCGCUCUCACACGGGGGAGAAACCAUAUGUGUGUGAACAUGAAGGAUGCAAUAAAGCCUUUUCCAAUGCAUCUGACCGGGCCAAGCAUCAAAAUAGGACCCACUCCAAUGAGAAACCAUAUGUGUGCAAGAUCCCUGGCUGCACUAAACGCUACACAGAUCCUAGCUCACUGCGUAAACAUGUGAAAACAGUGCAUGGUCCUGAGGCUCACAUCACCAAGAAACACAGAGGUGAUACUGGUCCUCGUCCCCCUAACUCUGCCAUGACACCUGGUGGCCAGAACACAGAACUGCUGCUAGAGAAAGAGGAACCACGCAGGGACGAUUGUAAACUUUUGGCUCCCGACACUGCUCUUAAAUCCCAGCCAAGUCCUGGAGGUCAGUCUUCCUGCAGUAGCGAGCGGUCUCCUCUAGGGAGUGGUAAUAACAAUGACAGUGGGGUAGAGAUGAACCUUAACGCAGCAGGUAGCCUGGAGGACCUCACAGCACUGGAAGAUGGAGUAACUGGAGCAGGAGGAGAACCAGGAAGUGUGGGGAUGUCAGCACAAGCUCUCAAGAGACUGGAGAACCUCAAGAUUGACAAACUGAAACAAAUCCGAAGGCCAACUCCUCCCUCACGCUGCAACAACAACAAGCUGCCAGCCAUUCCUGGUGCGGGUGAGAACAUGGGGAUGUGUGCCCCCUCUCCCCUCCUCUCAAACCGGCGGGUGAUGGAGCUCUCUAGUCAUGACGGUGGCAGUGCAUCCAUGGGCUGCUCUUCUGACCGAAGAGGCAGCGGCACCAGCAGCCUCAGCUCCGCCUACACCGUGAGCCGCAGGUCCUCCAUGGUGUCCCCGUAUCUGUCCAGCAGGCGAUCCAGCGAGGUGUCUCAGAUGGGAGGUGGUGCGGCACACCUCACAGGCCCAGAGCAGAGCGCAGGAGGAGACCCUCUUUCUCCUGAAAUUAAUCGAAGAGGCCCCACUUGUCCAUCUGGUGGAUUACCAGGACUAGCCAACUUCACCCCAGCUCAGCAGUACAACCUGAAAGCCAAAUACGCAGCGGCAACAGGUGGCCCUCCUCCCACUCCUUUACCCAAUAUGGAGCAGCCUGGGACGCCAGCAAGAAGAGCGGGCAUGCUAGGUGACUAUCAGGGACAGCCUUUGCCUGCUUUCCUUCAACAUGGUGGUCCAAGAAGGCACAGUGCUAACACAGAGUAUGGUACUGGCAUCAUCUACCCUCACCAGGCUCCAGGGAACAACGCCAGGAGGGCCAGUGAUCCGGUGCGGUCCGCAGCAGACCCACAGACCCUGCCCAAGCGCUUCAACAGCCUCACUAAUGUGUCCCUGAUGAGUCGGAGGAACGCUCUCCAGCACCGUGGCAAUGACUCGAGCAUGGGCAGACACAUAUACUCUCCUCGCCCACCCAGCAUCACCGAAAAUGUCAUGAUGGAGUCUGUGGGAAUGGAGCACCACAUGGGCCCUGAGAGGAAUUACAUGGGAUACCCGCAGCAGGGCCUUGGGGGUCCUGUGUCGAACCAGCUGUCACCAGGUCAUGAUCCUCUGGGCUGCACUGACCAGGGUUAUAACCAGGGGCAUUACCAGCAGGCUGGAGACGUCUCAUCCAACACCCUUCUCCAACAGGCAGAGUACGGGAUGAGCAACUGUCAGCUGAGCCCAUCAGGUCCUCAUUAUCCCGCUUUAGGCCAGGGAGGUGACACAGUUGCUGGACCUUGGAGCCAGGACCAGAGAGGCAUGCCGUAUGCAGAUCCUAACAUGCAGUCUCAAUCCCACUACAACAACAAUCAGCCUGGAAUGUACAACAAUGCAGAGGGCACUCACAAACUAACCAUUAAACCAGAGCAGUUCCACCCCGGGAUGGGGACCGGGGACGCCUGUCAGAGUGCAAAGCUCCAACAGCAGCAGCGCAUGCAUCUACAGCCAGGCCAGAGCUACCCCACGGGACAGGCCAUGAUGAGAAACACCAACAACAUGGGCUGUGAUUUCCAAAACCAAAGCUCCUUUCCUAGUGGAGGCAGCAUGAGUCUGGGUUGUGCCGGUAAUGCACUUUCUGAGGGGCAAAGGUCAGAGACGCCCAUGAUGCAGGUGAAGGAGAUGAUGGUGAGGAACUAUGUACAGUCUCAGCAAGCGCUCAUGUGGGAACAACAGAAUGAAGCGCCAAUCAAAGCCCCUCCUCUCUCUGACAACAUGGAUAUGAGUGGACAAAUGAUGCAGCACAGUCCACAGCACCAAAAUCAGAAUCUCUACCCCAAUCAGGCCUAUCCUGCUUACCCCAACCAAAACAUGGUCUUGAGUCCUCCGGCCCACAGCAGAGGUGCAAUGACUCCUAAAGACCAGCAGAUGGCAGGUCUCCAAGCUCCCUGCUACAAUCAGGACAUGGUCCCUAGGCCUCCCCCUGGCAGGAAGCCUCUGAGCCGCCAAAACAGCCUGUCCCAAAUGGGAGGGACAUAUCUAAACAGCCCACCCCACCUCAGCCCCGUCCACCCCACCACCAGUCCAAGACGAGGGGUCCGGCUUCCUCCAGUCCAGCACCCUCAGGCCCCCCAAAAUGAGAUGUUUUCCCCCACAAACAAUAACAUGUAUUACUCUGGUCAGAUUAGCAUGGACAUGGAGAAACACAUAGACCCACAAAAUGCUCAACUUGCUCCUUUUUCUGAAUCUGGCCCCAUGUCCAACACCUUAGAGAACCUGGACUUGGACAACGCUCGAAUAGACUUCACCUCCAUCAUUGAUGACACAGACUCUCCUUCAUUCACCUCGGGGAACGCUGCCCCUGGACAGUUAGGCUCCUCCUCCCAGGCCUCAUCCCGCCUUACGACCCCCCAGACCUCUGUGAGCCUUGCUGCAGGCACAGGACUGUCCAACAUGGCAGUGGGGGACAUGACAUCCAUGCUCACCUCACUGGCUGGAGAAAACAAAUACCUGAACACAAUGUCCUGAAGACUGUUACACUGUUUAUAUAUAUCCACCA